AUGAACUUCAUGGGCAGAAAAAGCGACGUCAAGCAAGAAGACGUGGCCAACGUCCCGCCGGAGCUAUCAGACCUGCACUGCUUCACAGAAACGGGCGGCGUCAUCACAACCACAAUGUUCGACAUCCCCGGCUACCGCGUUACCCGCACCCUAGGCGCAGUCUACGGCCUCUCGGUGCGCUCGCGCAACAUCGCCGCGAGCCUGGGCAUGGUGAUCAAGUCGCUUGCGGGCGGGGAGCUGCGGUGGUUCACGACGAUGCUGUAUAACUGCCGGAACGAUGCGCUGGGGAGAGUGGUGAGCGAGUGCGGGUUCGCGCAGACGUGUGCGUAUGGGACUGCGUGUGUUGUUGAGAAGGUUGAGGGAGGAGAAGGGGUUGCGCCGCAGCUUGGGGGGAGUUGA
Messenger RNA from Colletotrichum paranaense, 399 nucleotides. RefSeq names its product YjfJ protein. The coding region runs from base 1 to 399 and encodes 132 amino acids. The record is from RefSeq and is a predicted model, not a curated record. NCBI's taxonomy places the organism in Eukaryota, Fungi, Ascomycota, Sordariomycetes, Glomerellales, Glomerellaceae. The transcript has 3 exons.